AUGAAACUGAUUAGUGAGUACGACAAACAAGCUUCAUCGGUAUACUACCUGCCUCACCAUCCCGUGAUUAAGGACUCCAGCACGACAACCAAAGUCAGAGUCGUCUUUGAUGGCUCUUCCAUGACAUCGUCUGGCAGCUCUCUUAAUGAAGCUCUUUGUGUUGGUCCGAUAGUGCAGGAUAAUCUGCUCACACUCAUUCUUCGUUUUCGGACGUAUCCGGUAGCUCUCGUAGCUGAAAUCGCUAAAAUGUACAGGCAGGUUUUGGUCCAACCCGAACAUACACCAUUGCAAAGAAUCCUUUAUCGGUUCUCGCCAAGCAAUCCAGUUCAGUCAUACGAGCUGCUCACUGUAACAUACGGACUAGCACCCUCUGCCUUCCUGGCCACCCGUACACUGAAGCAGCUAGCAAAGGACGAAGGCUCAACUUAUUCCCUCGGAGGACCGGCUCUCGAAAGAAACUUUUAUGUGGAUGACUUCAUCGGCGGAGCUCCAUCGGUAGAAGAGGCCAUACGUUUAAGGAACGAGUUAUCUGAGCUACUAAAAAAAGGUGGCUUCGAGUUGCGGAAAUGGACAUCGAAUCAUCUUGAGGUACUUCACGGUUUGAAUGCUGAUCAAAUAGGGACGCAAUCUCCUCUGCAAUUCGGUCCGGAUGAAACAGUCAAAACGCUGGGAAUUAGCUGGGAACCCAAGAAUGAUUUCCUUCGUUUUGACUCACAAAUUGAGCCCAUCAAUGGCCCAUGGACUAAGCGGUUAAUACUAUCAACCAUAGCCAAACUUUUCGAUCCGAUGGGACUUAUUUCACCGGUGGUAGUAUCAGCAAAAAUCCAUAUGCAACAACUUUGGGUGCUUUCAUGCGGAUGGGACGAUCCAGUGCCUGAAAUCAUACAGACAAAAUGGAACACUUACUGGCAAGACCUACCUAAAAUAGCCGCUUUCCGUGUACAAAGAUACGCGUUUCUACCUAGAUCGCAGGUGCAGCUCCACACUUUCUCCGAUGCCUCUGAGGACGCCUAUGGAGCAUGCGUUUACGCACGAAGCGAAGAAACCAAUGGAAGCAUCAGGGUACAAUUAUUAGUUUCCAAAUCUAGGGUCGCUCCCCUGAAACGUUUAAGCAUCGCAAGGUUGGAAUUAUGUGCUGCUGUCCUUGGUGCCCAUCUCCACGACCACGUAAAGCGCUCCUUAAAUCUUGAAAUCGAAUCAUCAUACUUCUGGACGGACUCUACGGUUACUCUUCAUUGGCUCAAAUCCCCUCCAAAUGUUUGGAAGACGUUCGUGGGCAAUAGGGUGGCCGAAGUGCAACACUAUACACACUGUUGUCAAUGGCGCCACGUUCAUGGAAACUCUAAUCCGGCUGAUUUAGUAUCCCGUGGAGUAACGGUUGAAGGACUUUUGGGCUCCGACUGUUGGAUCGAUGGGCCCAGUUGGUUAUCGCUUACGAACAAAAACUGGCCUGUGCUUGUGCUGCCAGGUGUUCCCGAGGAGAGGCUCGAAAUUCGCCAAGUUGCUGCAACAACACAAAUGCGAGACACAAUCAAUCCUUUCUUCUUGCGCUACAAUUCUUACACUCGUAUGCUAUACGUCAUCGGCUACUGUUUGCGAUUCAUUGCUAACAUCAGAACGAAACUUCAAGCAAGAACCAACUCUUCAACUCCAUUCGACGUUACAUCCAGCAUGUCAUUAACUGUUGGUCAUCUAGGGGAAGCAAAAAUACGCCUCACUCGCUUAGCUCAAGAAGACGCCUUUCAUGAUGAAAUUCGGGAACUGGAAAGUGGAAAAUCCGUAUCGAAAAAAUCAGCACUUCGCUUAUUAAACCCGUUCCUAGAUUCCGAGAGAGUGUUGAGAGUCGGAGGUAGACUAAAAUUGUCCCAAUUGCCCUACCACGCGAAACACCCUGCCCUACUUGCUGCCAAUCACCCACUAACUCGUCUAAUAGCCGAAUACACCCACAUUAAACUCCUUCACGGCGGCGGGCGUCAUCUGCUGGCCACAAUUCGUCGAGAGUUCUGGCCUCUGAAUGGCCGUCGGCUGGUCAGAAGCAUUACUCGUAAUUGCUUUCGUUGUACACGGCUAAAUCCACAAUUCGUCGAGCAACAAAUAGGCCAGUUGCCAGCGCAAAGAGUAAUUCCAGGAAGACCUUUCGAAAUCACUGGGGUAGACUACGCUGGUCCUGUCUAUCUUAAGCCGACCCAUCACCGUGCAACCCCGAUGAAAGCUUACAUCUGUAUUUUCGUAUGCUUCACCACGAAGAAUGUGCAUAUAGAACUUGCCAGCGACUUGUCUACUAACGGGUUUCUGAAGGCUUUGCGUCGUUUCAUCGCACAUCGUGGAAUCCCUUCCCACCUGCAUUCUGAUAACGGGAAAAAAUUUGAGGGUGCCAAAAAUGAACUCAUAGAACUGUACCGAAUGCUACGAAACAGCGGUGAGCAGGACAAGAUCCAAAACGUUUGUGCCGAACAAGGAAUUCAGUGGCAUCUCACUCCCCCGAAGGCCCCUCAUUUCGGUGGGUUAUGGGAGGCGGCUGUCAAAGUUGCCAAAAAACAUUUGUUCCGUCAGCUUGGGUCCAGCAGGUUGUCCUUUGAAGAUAUGUCCACGGUGCUUACACAAAUAGAGUCGAUAAUGAACUCGCGUCCGCUACUUCCUGUUACCGACGAUCCAGAGGAUUUUGACAUCCUGACUCCAGCGCACUUUUUAAUAGGGACUUCAGCUUCAGCCUUGCCCGACCCAAACGUCACCAGUAUUCCGGAAAAUCGCCUCAGCCACUACCAGCAGCUUCAAAUGCACGUGCAGCAAUUCUGGAUUCGAUGGCGAAAUGAAUAUCUGCAAGAGCUACAGCGCGAUUCCAAACUUCGCAGCCGAAACGACGAAAUUUCUCCUGGACGAAUGGUCAUCGUAGUGGACGAACUGCAGCCUCCUCUCCGUUGGCCUCUUGCACGAAUAACAACUGUUCAUCCAGGAAAAGAUAACAUCGUCCGCGUCGUUUCACUUCGAACAGCUAGAGGAGUAAUCAAGUGUCCGACUGCCAAAAUUUGUUUGUUGCCGUUUUCCAAUGCCACCAAUGACGUAGAGGAAUGCCCAAUAAGCAACGAAUCAAGGCCAGAUCCAACAGCAGCGACUAAAUUGUGA
Molecule: messenger RNA, 3123 nt
Organism: Armigeres subalbatus
Lineage: Eukaryota; Metazoa; Arthropoda; Insecta; Diptera; Culicidae
Exons: 1
Coding region: 1-3123 (1040 amino acids)
Biological process (GO): DNA integration
Molecular function (GO): nucleic acid binding
Source: RefSeq, a predicted model, not a curated record